Microtus ochrogaster (prairie vole) is the source of this 1785-nucleotide messenger RNA. RefSeq names its product hydroxyacyl-CoA dehydrogenase trifunctional multienzyme complex subunit alpha (gene Hadha). Gene Ontology annotation, cellular component: mitochondrion; mitochondrial fatty acid beta-oxidation multienzyme complex. Gene Ontology annotation, biological process: fatty acid beta-oxidation. The transcript is spliced from 10 exons. NCBI's taxonomy places the organism in Eukaryota, Metazoa, Chordata, Mammalia, Rodentia, Cricetidae. The coding region runs from base 1 to 1413 and encodes 470 amino acids. Gene Ontology annotation, molecular function: enoyl-CoA hydratase activity; NAD+ binding; long-chain (3S)-3-hydroxyacyl-CoA dehydrogenase (NAD+) activity. The record is from RefSeq and is a predicted model, not a curated record.
AUGGGGUGUUGCCUCUGCUCUGCAGAGAAUGAACUGAAGGCAUCCCCAUUACUAGACCCUGACGUUCCACCUUUCUUUCUUCCCUUUACCUUUCAGAAAUUCGGAGAGCUUGCGCUGACCAAAGAAUCGAAGGCACUAAUGGGACUUUAUAAUGGGCAGGUCCUGUGCAAGAAGAAUAAAUUUGGAGCACCACAGAAGAAUGUUCAGCAUCUAGCCAUCCUCGGUGCAGGGCUGAUGGGAGCUGGAAUCGCCCAGGUCUCUGUGGACAAGGGACUGAAAACUCUGCUUAAAGACACCACAAUGACGGGGCUGGGCAGGGGACAGCAGCAGGUGUUCAAAGGAUUGAAUGACAAAGUGAAGAAGAAAGCCCUAACAUCAUUCGAAAGGGAUUUCAUCUUCAGCAGCUUGAUUGGGCAGCUCGAUUACAAGGGUUUUGAGAAGGCCGACAUGGUGAUCGAGGCUGUUUUUGAGGACCUCGCUGUUAAGCACAAAGUGUUGAAGGAAGUAGAAGGCGUGACUCCAGAGCACUGUAUCUUUGCCAGCAACACAUCUGCUCUGCCAAUCAAUCAGAUUGCUUCUGUCAGCAAAAGACCUGAGAAGGUGAUUGGCAUGCACUACUUCUCUCCCGUGGACAAGAUGCAGCUUCUGGAAAUCAUCACAACGGACAAAACCUCCAAGGACACCACAGCCUCUGCCGUGGCAGUGGGUCUCAAGCAGGGCAAAGUCAUCAUUGUGGUGAAGGAUGGACCUGGCUUCUACACCACCAGGUGUCUUGCUCCCAUGAUGUCUGAAGUCAUGCGAAUCCUUCAGGAAGGAGUUGACCCUAAAAAGCUGGACACCUUGACCACAGGCUUUGGCUUUCCUGUGGGUGCUGCCACCCUGGCAGACGAAGUAGGUGUAGACGUAGCCCAGCAUGUAGCAGAAGACCUGGGCAAAGCCUUUGGGGAGCGGUUUGGAGGUGGCAACGUAGAACUGCUGAAGCAGAUGGUCUCCAAGGGCUUCUUGGGUCGCAAGUCUGGGAAGGGCUUCUACAUCUAUCAGGAGGGGUCAAAGAAUAAGAGCCUGAACUCGGAAAUGGACGGCAUCCUGGCGAGCCUGAGACUGGCUGCCAAGCCCGAGGUCUCCUCUGACGAAGACAUCCAAUACCGUGUGAUAUUGAGGUUCGUGAAUGAGGCAGUCCUGUGCCUACAGGAAGGGAUCCUGGCCACACCUGCGGAGGGAGACAUCGGAGCAGUGUUUGGGCUUGGCUUUCCCCCUUGUCUCGGAGGGCCCUUCCGCUUUGUGGAUCUGUACGGUGCGCAGAAGGUAGUGGACCGGCUCCGGAAGUAUGAGUCUGCCUACGGAAUACAGUUUACCCCAUGCCAGCUGCUUCUCGACCAUGCAAACACCCCCAGCAAGAAGUUCUACCAGUGAGCAGGCCCUCCCAUCCUGCCCCGUCCAUGCACUAACCCAGACCUGGCAGUGCGCAUUGUGUCGUGCUAGGUAGAUUUUCAGGAGAAAGACCAGGCCUUGGGUCUGCUCCUCCCUCAGUGCCUUCAGCCCUGACCAGCUCUUCCUCCUGGUGAAGUCUGACUGUGAAUUAAGCCUUUGUACUUCAUAUUGGAGGGUGAGCCCCACUGUGCUCCUUUCGCCAGCCUGCCUGAGGCCCAGAGCAGCAGCUAUAAGCAACCCAGAACAUCUGCUGCCUGUGCCCCCCAGGAGGCCAGUGGGGACUGGCAUUGGGGAGGGCAUUUCUGCACCCAGCCAAACACAGGGUGACAAUAAAAUCCAGACUGUUGGCCUCUG